AUGGAAGGAAACACGGCUUAUUUAAUAGCAAAGGAGGAAUUGCCCUUCAGCAAGUUUGAGUCCAUUAUUGCACUUCAAAGAAAAAAUGGCCUAGAAAUUAGCCCGACGUACGGAAACAACAAAGGAUGCAACAAUUUUGUUUCUCUUGUUAGCUCGGUUAUAACGGAACAGUUAGCCAGUGAAAUUAAUGGGAAGAGGUAUGUGAGCAUCAUGAUUGACGGUGCAACAGAUGCGAGUGGAAAAGAAAACAAGACCAUCCACCGCAGAUUUGUCAAGGAUGGGGUGCCUACAAAUCGACUUGUAGGACAUAAGGAAGUGGCCCAUGCACAUGCACAAGGUAUCCUAGACACUGUGAAUGGUGCAUUUCAAGUGAGCGGCAUUCAUCAAUGGAAAGAGAAACUGGUGGGAAUGGGGGCAGAUGGUGCUUCUGUUAACCUCGGAAAAAAAGGAGGUGUUGUAGCCUUGUUACGACAAGAAGUUCCUCACCUUAUCGACUUCCAUUGCCUUCCGCAUCGUCUCGAACUAGCCUUACUGAAAAUGCAGAGAAGUUGCAAGCUUGUUGAAACCAUCUAUGAAGUUUUUCAACUAAUAUGGAAGACUUACCACUAUAGUCCCAAGAGUACGCAUGAGCUGCAGGCCGUGGGAACCAAGCUUGGCAUGAAUGUUCUAAAGCCCACUCAAGUUAGUGGAACAAGGUGGCUUCCCCAUAUCAGUCGAGCCCUGAAAGUAAUGAUUGAACCAGGGAAAGAGGGAUCUGGCCAAUACGCUGCAGUGCUGUCGCACAUGGACCACCUUAGUGCAGCGUCAAAGAAUACAGAUGUCAAAGGGCGGGCCAAAUAUGUUGCCAAGAAAAUGAGGAGCAUUCAGUUUUCUGCUUUCUGUCACUUUUUGGCAGACAUGUUCGAGAUCAUAGCUAAGUUAAGUCUGAAGGUGCAACACAAUGAUCUCAUCCUUCCGGUGGCAGUGUCGCUUCUUCAUGAAACAGUGGCCAACAUUGAAGCCUUGAAGAUCCGUCCCGUACCAAAUGGACAUUUGGCACGGUUUAUGAAUAUGCUUCAGCAUUCUGGAGUCAAGGAUGAGCUUCGAUUUCAAGGCAUUACACUGAGAGGGUCGCUCGAUGGCAAACCAAAGAGAGGAGAUGUACGCACUGGCAGCUUUCAGUCAAGAGUGAACGAAGCCAUUGGGUUGUGCCUGACUGGGCUUGAAGAGAGGUUUGGUUCGCUGAUGAAUUCAGCCUCCAACUCGGAAUCCACCACAAAGUAUGGGACAGCGGAUGUCAUCAACGAUCUCCUUGUCUUCAAUGUUGAUGCUUGGCCAAAAAGCACAAAGGAACUGGUCGAUUUUGGCAACGAGAAAAUUGAACGCCUUGUCGACUGGUUUCAACCAUUACAGCAGAAGGCUGGAUGUGAUGUUUCUUCCAUUCCCGAAGAGUGGUUCUCUCUUAAGGUUCUCGUCAAUACUAGCUUUAGAGACAAGGACUAUGCCAGUUUGUGGGAGACCCUUCUCAUCAAGACGCCCUACAAGGAUGACUUCAAAAAUGUUCUCCAUCGUGUGGAAAUCCUCCUUGUUCAGCCAAUUUCUGCUGCGCAGUGUGAAAGGGCAAUUUCAGCCCAAAACCAAAUCAAGAGCAGCGUACGAGUUAACCUCACCGUGUCUACGUUGGAAGAGUUGAUUCGCAUUUCAGCAGAGGGGCCUCCAGCAGCCGAAUUUGACCCCACACCUAGCGUCAAUAAAUGGUUGGCAAGGAACAGGGAUACAGGCAAAAGGCUGAGGAGGCCACAUUUCCAGAGGUCUUCACUGAAGUGA
Pocillopora verrucosa is the source of this 1806-nucleotide messenger RNA. The record is from RefSeq and is a predicted model, not a curated record. Lineage: Eukaryota; Metazoa; Cnidaria; Anthozoa; Scleractinia; Pocilloporidae.